This is a messenger RNA of Synchiropus splendidus (mandarinfish), 2844 nucleotides long. Its product is annotated as aminopeptidase Ey-like. NCBI's taxonomy places the organism in Eukaryota, Metazoa, Chordata, Actinopteri, Syngnathiformes, Callionymidae. Gene Ontology annotation, cellular component: cytoplasm. Gene Ontology annotation, molecular function: peptide binding; metalloaminopeptidase activity; zinc ion binding. The transcript has 22 exons. Gene Ontology annotation, biological process: proteolysis; peptide catabolic process. Bases 1 to 2844 code for a protein of 947 amino acids. The record is from RefSeq and is a predicted model, not a curated record.
AUGGCCAAGAGCUGCCGAGUCAGCACGCCGCGUGUUCUCUGCCUGCUUCUGGGCCUCGCGUCCGUGGCAACCAUCGUCACGCUGUGGACUCUGGCCCUGACCGGGGCCCGUGACGCCACGGCUCCGUGGCACAGGCACCGUCUCCCCGCCGCGCUGGCGCCCCGCUCCUACAACGUCACGCUGUGGCCGCGCCUCACGCCCGACCCGGACACCGGCCGCUACGUCUUCACAGGAACAUCGACGCUGGAGUUCCAGUGUGUGGAGGAGACCGACCUGAUCCUGCUCCACUCCCACAAGCUCAACUACACCCUGCAGCAGAACCAGCAGCUGGCGGCGCUGCUGGCCUCAGGUGGAGGCUCCGCUCCGGGCGUCCGCUCCUCCUGGCUGCAGGCGCAGACCCAGCUGCUGGUUCUGCAGCUGCACGGCAGGCUGAGAGAAGGUCAGACCUACCAGCUGCUCAGCCAGUUCGCGGGAGAGCUGGCCGACCAUCCGGCGGGACUCUACCGCAGCCAGUACCAGGAGGACGGAGUCCAGAAGGUGGUGGCCGCGUCUCAGAUGCACCCCACUCACGCCAGGAAGACCUUCCCGUGUUUGGACGAGCCGGCCAUGAAGGCCGUCUUCCGCCUGACGCUGCUCCACCCGCCGGGCACCGUGGCGCUGUCCAGCGGCCUGGAGGCAGAGGUGGUCAACACGACGGUCGACGGCGUGGCGGUGACGCGGACCACCUUUGAGCCCACCAGGAGAAUGUCCACGUACCUGCUGGCCGUGGUGGUCUCGGACUUCGCCCAGGUCCGCGAGCAGCAGGGAGACACGCUGGUCCGGAUCUGGGCCCGCCAGAGAGCUAUCCAGCAGGGGCAGGGCCACUACGCUCUGCAGCUGACCGGGCCGCUCCUGGACUUCUUCCAGAGCUACUACAACGUCUCGUACCCUCUGAGCAAGUCAGAUCAGAUCGCUCUGCCGGACUUCUCCUGCGGGGCGAUGGAGAACUGGGGUCUGGUCACCUACCGAGAGAGCAACCUGCUCUACUCGCCCGAGACCUCAUCCACCAGGAACAAGGAAGGCGUGGCGAGAACCAUGGCCCGCGAGCUGGCCCACAUGUGGUUCGGGAACCUGGUGACGCUGCGCUGGUGGAACGAGGUCUGGCUGAACGAGGGACUGGCCUCCUACCUGUCCUACCUGGGCGCCGACCGGGCAGAACCGGACUGGGACCUGAAAGACCUGAUUCUUCUGGACGACAUCCACAGAGCGUUCGCCGUGGACGCUCUGGUUUCCUCCCACCCGCUGUCGUCGGACGAAGACAGCGUGGAGCUGCCGGAGCAGAUCAGUGCGCAGUUCGACGCCAUCUCCUGCAGCAAGGGCGCCGCCGUGCUGAGGAUGCUGUCCGACUUCCUGUCCGAGCCGGUCUUCGUCCAGGGCCUCAGCACUUACCUCCACCACUUCACCUACAACAACACGGUGGGAAGUGACUUGUGGCGCCAUCUCCAGCAGGCAGUGGAGGCCAACAGGAUCCGCCUCCCUCGGCCGCUCCAUGACAUCGUCAACCGCUGGGUUCUCCAGAUGGGUUUCCCGGUGCUCACCAUAGACACGGCCUCGGGAGUCGUUUCUCAGAGUCGCUUCCUGCUGGAGCCGGACUCCCAGGUGGCGGCCCCGUCUCCAUACAGGUAUGAGUGGAUGAUUCCAGUCCGGUGGACGGAUCAGAGGUCCGGCGGCAGGCGGAAGGAGCUGUGGUGGCUGCUGGGCAAGACCGAUGUCAACGCGGAGAUGCGCAGCAGCGACGGCGGCUGGGUCCUGGCCAACAUCGACGUGACGGGGUUCUACAGAGUCAACUACGACCCGGGAAACUGGGAGCGGCUCCUGGAUCAGCUGCGGGUCGAUCACAAGAUGAUUCCACCGAUGAACCGGGCGCAGCUGAUGGACGACGCCUUCAACCUGGCCAGAGCUCAGCUGGUGUCCACCACUCUGGCGCUGAGGUCCACCACCUACCUGUCUGAGGAACGGGACUACGCCCCCUGGCAGUCGGCCCUGGACAACCUGCAGUACUACAGCCUUAUGCUGGACCAGACGGAGGUCUUGGGGCCCCUGCAGGAGUACCUGAAGCGGCUGGUGACGCCGCUCUUCCUCCAUUUCAAAGUCCUGACCUGCAACUGGACGGAGAUUCCAGACAAACACAGCGACCAGUCCAACCAGGUGAACGCCGUCCGCGUGGCGUGCCAGACCGGCGUGGCCGAGUGUCUGAGCCUGACCUCCGCCUGGUUCCGCCGCUGGAUGGAGGAGCCUGAGCGCAACACCAUCCACCCCAACCUGCGGGCGGCGGUCUCCUGCAGCGCGGUGGCGGCGGGCGGCGAGGCCGAGUGGGACUUCGUCUGGCUGCAGUUCCAGAAGGCGGCGUCAGCCAGCGAGGCCAGCCGGCUGCUGGGGCCACUGGCGUGCAGCGCCGACACGCGGCGGCUGAGGAGGCUCCUCUCCUACGCCUUGGAUCCAGGCCUGAUACGGAAGCAGGACGCCGCCGCGCUCAUCACGUCCGUGGCCAGCAACUGCGUGGGGCAGGACCUGGCCUGGGACUUUGUGAGGACCCACUGGAACUACAUGCUGACGGACUACGGCGCCGGAUCCUUCGCCUCCAUCAUCGGCGGCGUCACCGCCAGGUUCUCCACCCCGGAGCAGCUCCGGCAGCUGCAGGACUUGGUGGAGCAGCUGGGCUCUGCCGGGCUGGACCCGGCCUCUCUGGCCGUGGAGCAGGCCGUGGAGAGAAGCAGGUCCAACAUCAAGUGGCGGCAGAAGAACCAGCAGCUGGUGUGGGACUGGCUGGCUGGUCAGGCUGGCCUCAGUCCUGACCUCCGGUGA